AUGGGAGUCCCCAACCACAACCUCGAUGCUCUCGAGGAGCAGCGGCUCGCGCUUGAAGAAAACAUCCUCCAACUUGAGAAAUCACUCUACCACUGGCGAAUCUGGGAAGCGGAGUACGACGGAGUCCGCGAAGAGAUCAGUAAUCUCAAAGACGAUGCCUCCACACAUGACUUCCUCGCUGUAGCUUUGGAAUUCGGCGGCACCUUGGUCGACGAGAAGGAAAUGCAUGCCAUCCUUGGAUCGCAAGGAGUGGUGCGGUCUCGCGGACAAGUGGUAGAUCUUCUCGGCCGACGGAUCGAUUACGUGAAGCAGAAUGUAGCGACCAUUGAAAAGAGGCUACGGAAGGCCCAGGACGAGCGGGACGUGCUGGAUAUGGAGGACGUUCCUGUGGUUCAAGGCGGCGCGGAUUUCCCCAUGCAGGAGAUUAUGGAGGAACUUGACGAAGAUGGAAAUGUCGUCUCGAGUUCUAUCAAUACCCCGGGAAACCAGGCGACGGAGCUGUUGGACGUAUUGAAAAAGGCUGGUAUCAAUGAUAUUCCGGAAAAUGAGAAGACUGAGAAGACUACUGCUCCUGCCGAAGCUACAGUGGAGAAAUCUUCUGGUAAGCCAGAGAGCUCAAAAGCCGCAGAGGAGCAAAAUGGUUCCUCGAGUCGCCAAGGUUCAUCCCCAUUGCCGAACGGCGUCUCCGCCAACGAGAUAGAUCUCACCCAGCCUCAAUCUGUUGUGACCGAUGAAGAUCGCAAGCAACCGCCUGUCACCGAUGUGGAUGAAUCCCUCGAAGAAGCCAAACUCCGCCGUGAAAUGCUAGAGUAUGGAAUCAACGAGGUGGGAGCCAUUGUCGCAGAGUUGGAAAUGGACGAGUCUGGAAGCGAGAUUUCAUUUGACGAAGAAUACGAUUAUGAUGACGAUUAUGAGGAUGGUGAAGAUCAGUGGGGCCGAUCUCGCCCCAAUCUGACAGCAGACUAUCAUCGGGAGAUGAUUGAGCUGGAAGCUAAGCUCAAUGCCAGAGGCUUGAUGAACAUGGGCAAGGACACUCAGACCUUCCCUGAAGAAAUCCAGCAAGAGAUCGAGAACCCUACCGAAGGUCCGACUGAGGAAUCUGCCAAGGAGAAGAAACCCAAGAAGCGAGUUGCAUUCGCAGAUGAUCUUGACAUCGCACCGGCCCCAACACCCCCGGCGGCAAUUGAGAAAGUGGCUCCUCCACAAGAUGAACCUCCAGUGCUUGUUGAUGCCAUCGUCGAACGGACAAGUCGCGUUCAAGACCCAGAGCCAUCCUCGACAACACCAGCUGUGCCCAAGAAGACCUCGCGAUUCAAGAGUGCUCGAACCGCUGCUCCAGGUACCAAUGAGGCAGUGACCACCGGGGCCACAACCGCAAACCCCUCCCAGGUCACCGAAUCUCGCAUUCGCAAACAAGCCAAUACGACUCCAUCCGCGGCACCACCUGUUCUCUUCCCAGCCACACCCAAAGAGCCCAAACCCUUCUCCGCACCCAUAACCGACAUUGUUGAGAAGCCUUACGCGCCCCAACCGCCCCAAGACCGCACCCUAGCCGAGAAGAUAUUUGAGAGAGAGGUCAAAACAGGCGCUGCCAAGGCCCCCGAGUUGGAUCACUAUGAUGAAGAGCUUCACCAGAAGCAGAUUGCGACAGAGUUCUUCAAUAUGCAAAACCGCAUGAACGGAUCCAAAAAGCAAGAACAGCAACAAGUCUUCCCCCCUGACCCAGAAGAACCACCCAAGCGAGUGAGCAAGUUCAAAGCAUCACGACUUGGAUAG
Penicillium soppii is the source of this 1776-nucleotide messenger RNA. RefSeq names its product prefoldin-like protein. The transcript has a single exon. Lineage: Eukaryota; Fungi; Ascomycota; Eurotiomycetes; Eurotiales; Aspergillaceae. Gene Ontology annotation, molecular function: transcription corepressor activity; chromatin binding; phosphatase inhibitor activity. Gene Ontology annotation, biological process: negative regulation of transcription by RNA polymerase II; negative regulation of phosphatase activity. The record is from RefSeq and is a predicted model, not a curated record. The coding region runs from base 1 to 1776 and encodes 591 amino acids.